ACUGUAGUUUAAUAUUGUUGUUAAUAUAAAUUUUAGAUAUUUUUACUUAUAUUUACCUGCCUAUAUGUUUUGUUUACUUCUAAUAUAUUUUUUUAUUUUUUAUUUAUAUUAGUUACACUAAUUUUAACUGGACUGUUAUUUUUUGAUUUUUGUAUAAAACGUAUUUUAUUUAAAAUAAAUGUCAUGUACGUCUGGACGGUAUGUUUCGUAGAUCGGAAACCAUAAGGUGGGGAUGGUGAAAUGGAAAUGAUAUUAAAUCCCGACAGACGGGCUCUUUGUGGUUUUACGUAGAGAGGUAUCAUGAGUACCAGUCAUACUCAUACCAGUUGUUUGAUUUUGUUUUUCACGUGAUAACUUCUCACAGUGGUGUAUAAAUAUGGAAUUUACUAGAAUUAUCAUCGAAUUUAUUAUAUUAGCAAACACAGCCAUUACAUUUGUUUUUUCUGGACCGUCGGAUUGCGAACCCCGACCAGGGCCAGAUAGCGGGCAAGUGGUUUUUACGUCAUCUAAAAAUUGGAGAAGGGCUGUGGAGGUGUACCAAUGCGAUGAUGGGUACGUUCUGACAGGUCAAACAAAGCACACGUGUAUUGAAGGAGAAUGGUCUGGACAUGUACCGUCAUGUACACGGCCUACUAGUUCCGGUCACAACAAUAACAAUAUUAUCAGUUCGGCACAAGGUUGGUUUUCAUUCAGACGUAUAUUAAAGCUCGACACAAAAAGGAAAAUUCAAAAUAACGAGAAACGGUUAGGAAAAAAAUCUGUAGAUAUUAAAACACCCGAAACACUCCAGCAGACAUCAGGACACGGCACAUUUGAACUUCCGAAACAUAUGAUUAGAGAUUUGGCUAAAGAAUAUUCGGUAGGUGACUAUGAUUUAAGCUGUUUGUUUAGAAAACGACAUGGGAAAAUUUUUUUGAAGGCACCUAAAUUGCCAUACGCACGUGUAGUAAAAUAUUCCAAAAAUAAAAAUACUGUUGAUCCAAAAAACAAAUAUUUAGAAGCGAUUUACCAUUGUAUCAAAGGGCAUGUGUUCGAAAAUCCUUCACAUACCAAACUUUAUUGCAGUAAUGGAAAUUGGGUUGGUGUAAAACCACAAUGUGUUCCCAAAACGACUCCGAUGACUAUGUAUCAAAUGGAAUGUUAUAUUAAGUGUCCACCGGACAAGAACGUAAGCUUAGCUGAAGGUGAAAAAUUUAUAAAUUUCGAAGUGGAACAACCAAAUACGAAUUACGAUUGGAACAGGUUCGGUACAUUAAGUUCCGGUUGGUACAAAAAUUCAUCGAGGAUUUUGGUACCGGGUUUGUACAUAAUCACUUACACGGUUCGUGAUGAUGAAGAUACGGAUAUUGCAUCAUGUAGGACAACUAUACGAGUGACGGAUGAUGAAGUUCCAUCAGUACAUGAUUGUCCUACGUAUUUGGAAGUAAUAGAAGAUUUUUCAAAAAAGAACACCGUUCCCGUAUCAUGGCCUGAACCUCGGUUUUCAGACAACAUAGGCGUUACCCAAGUAGCUAAAACGAUGGAACCGGGUCAACUUAUGGGUCCAGGACUACAUAAUGUAUUGUACAUUGCCAUGGAUGCAUCAAAAAAUGAAGCUACAUGUAAUUUCACUAUUGAAGUUAAAGAUCGUGCAGUAAUUGAAAUUGAAAACAGUAAAAGAAACGUUAAAUAAAAUUAUUUCAAAGGACGAUAUAAUAUAAAGAUUAAUAUGUUUAACUUAACUAAUUCUUAUCAUAACUAUUAAUUAAACUAAGGAAUUGUUUGAUGAGAUUCAUGUUUUUAUACUAAUAAAUAAUAAUUUUAUUUUUUAUUUAAUAACAUACUAAAAAAAAAUAAUGUUUAAUACUUGUGAUAGCUUUGAUUUUGUUUGACGUAUUUGUCAGCCUUUUGUCUAUUUUUCCUUUUUCAAAAUAUUUUUCAUUGUAAAUUAGGUAUAAUUUUUGAUUUAUAUAAGUGGAUAGUGCAUAUUGUUGUAUAUUUUUAUAUAAUUUUUUAAUACAAUUGUACAGAUUUUUUAGUAUUAUUUUAUAUUUUCUUAUACCAUUCUGUCUACGUGUACUUUGAUACUCUUAAAAAAUGCUACCUCGAAAUUCCGUAGCCUGUUUUCAAGUUUGCACUUAGAAACACACUGAUUUUCAUUAUUAUGUGUAUAGACAUUAACUCUUAGUCACAUUUUGGCUUAAAUCGACUUUAAUUUUUCUUCUAGGA
This is a messenger RNA of Aphis gossypii (cotton aphid), 2208 nucleotides long. Its product is annotated as sushi, von Willebrand factor type A, EGF and pentraxin domain-containing protein 1-like. Lineage: Eukaryota; Metazoa; Arthropoda; Insecta; Hemiptera; Aphididae. The transcript is spliced from 11 exons. The record is from RefSeq and is a predicted model, not a curated record. Bases 377 to 1672 code for a protein of 431 amino acids.